CCAGCGGGAAGCAAUAGAGUGGGAGUCGCUGGUGGGCUCUAGAGCGGCGCAAGGCCGAUGAUGUCGGAGAAGAAACAGCCCGUCGACUUGGGGCUCUUGGAGGAGGACGACGAGUUCGAGGAGUUCCCAGCCGAAGACUGGGCUGGUUUAGAUGAAGAUGCACAUGUGUGGGAAGACAAUUGGGACGAUGACAAUGUGGAAGAUGAUUUCUCCAAUCAGCUAAGAGCUGAAUUAGAAAAACACGGCUACAAGAUGGAAACCUCAUAGCUUUCAGGGAUGCUGUGGUCUGGGAUGGGACUGCUAUAUAUUGGACAGAGAAAUGUUACAGAAUGCUAGCUGGAAGCAGAAAUACUAGAAUGCCCUUUAUUACA
This is a messenger RNA of Zootoca vivipara (common lizard), 371 nucleotides long. It is a transcript of the gene SEM1, whose product is annotated as SEM1 26S proteasome subunit. The record is from RefSeq and is a predicted model, not a curated record. Gene Ontology annotation, biological process: double-strand break repair via homologous recombination; proteasome assembly; mRNA export from nucleus. Lineage: Eukaryota; Metazoa; Chordata; Lepidosauria; Squamata; Lacertidae. Gene Ontology annotation, cellular component: proteasome regulatory particle, lid subcomplex; proteasome complex.